Molecule: messenger RNA, 3342 nt
Organism: Haemonchus placei
Lineage: Eukaryota; Metazoa; Nematoda; Chromadorea; Rhabditida; Trichostrongylidae
Source: the annotation of a GenBank genome assembly
AUGACUGGUGAAGUCAAUAAAUCCAUUUUCCAAAAACAACGAAUAAGUCUCCGACUUUGGGCAUUUAAAUACAUCGAUGUAGAAGAUAUUAAAUCGUUCGGUGUUUGUGUUGAAGGCUACAGACCAAGUGAUGAUACCGCCACGACUAUGCGGAAUUGGCAUUCCACCGCCAUUCAGAGAAGAAUAUCUUCAUCGCUGUUGGAGUCAUGUACUGGGACUAUAUACGAACUUCGAGGCUGUAUUGACAAAGAGUUGGCUUUUCAAUAUGGAUAUCCAUUCGGUCUUGUCGCUGCCUUUGAAUACGGUUUUCCUAAGAAUUGGAGGGAUAUCCUCCAGCAGUAUUUUGACGUUGUGAAAACGACAAAUCCGUUGAAUGCAUCACAUCACUUCAGCAUGCUUGCGCGACGUCGCUCCCUUAACACUGUGCGAGGACAAAAUAAGUUACAGGAGACUCCAGGCCAAGUAGAACGGCUCAACUCCUUUGCUGCGUCCACCACACUUCCUCCCACUAUUUACGAAGAAAGUGAACACGAAACAACGAAGAACAGCACUCUUAAUAAUACAAAAGAAGCACAGACCAACAGUGGGGAAGAGCAUUUUUGUGCGGAUGCUUCCGAUACACGUUCGAGUUCGACUGCUUUGCUCGACAAACACGAAAAUAAAUCACUUGUCAAUGGGUCAAAUGAAUUGAUGAACUCAGCAGUUUCGUCAGAUUCAUCGAUUUCUUUCCUACCUCGCCAAAAUGAAGAUCCUUCCAAGAUUGAUGUACAAUCGCCAGCGUCUAUAAACUCACAAUCGCAUUCGAUCGAUGUGUCACCCGGACCGCUGUUUGAGGAGCCCACUUCCACAAAGAGACCACAAAUAAACGAGGUUACAGAGGGGAAUGCGCACACGGAAGAGAACCACCCAGAACUUGCGCUUGUCCAAGUACCGCCUAGAGUUGAAAAGCCUCUUUCACUAAAAGAAAAAAGUGAUGAUGCAGUGGAACUAAGCCAAUGGUCCAUUCGAUUCGCUCCACUUUAUAGUGGUCCGCCUCUCGGUUUUCCAAAAUUCGUUAUUCUUGGGACAAGAGAAAGUCAUCCCAAUAAGUGGCAGACGUCUGUUAUUGUUCGGGUUGCGAAUGCGCGUAUUCUAUACACAAGUUCAACAAGAUAUCGUCUCGUAGGUGAUAUUGAUACUAUGGAUUGCGCUUCUGCAGGUUUUCCAAAGGAGUUUGUUCGAAUGUUCUUAUCGGGUUUUCCUCCUGACUGGAGAACCCGGAUAACGGAACUAUAUAACAGCAUUUUCGGACACUUGGAAGCUAGCAAAAACAUGAUUGAAACAAGCAAAGACCGUCGGAAGGAGGCGUUCGGACAUCAGCUUUUCGAGGAUGAUGACGAUGAAGUUGAAAACUUCCAGUUCUCUCAUCGCGUAGCUGAUUCGAAUAGACCGCUAGCGAAGGUCUCCGCACAAAACAGGUCACCGGUUGAUGUAUCUAUCAGGGAAUCUAGCACCAAGAGUGUUAACAAGGAUCUAGUUCCCAGCUCAAGUCAGGCGUCCAUCCCAGCUGUCCGCCGGUCUCGAAGCGGACGGUGCAUUCGACCACCACUAGCAGAAUGGGCAGGACAACGGGUGCGCUAUGAUGGAGCUGGCAAUAUACUUGGGAUCGAAGAUAUAAUGACAUCUACAAAUCACCCUAGAGGAGCAAAUAUAACGAAGGCUCUUUCCGAUCACUAUGGUGUUCCACUCUCAGCUACAUCAAGACAAGUUGAAAAAUACCGAAAGCCCCAGCUUGGUGUUAAUCGUAGGCCUAAGAAAGCUCCCAGGCGGGGAACUUUGGUGGAAUAUAGCGACAGUUCGGACAGUGAAGGAAGAAGCAAAAACAGAAGGCGUGAACCAUUUUCAUCUGACGAAGAUUUACCCAAAAGAAAAUGUGUUAGUAGAUCUAAGAAGGUCGGAUUGGAUGACCACGAAAUCGAAAAAGAGCUCAGAAAGGACCGUCUUUUGUUGCUGGAGGAAGCAAGAAAUAUCCGUAAGAUGCAGGAGAAAUUGUUGAUGCUCGAAAGGCGCAUCACCGAGAAAGAAGAGAUGUGGUUGAGGAAAAGUAAAUUAGAAAGGAAAUUGACAGCGCGUAGCCAACGACACUACUAUGAUGAUAGAGAGGAGCGAGAGGAAAUACAACUGCGAGAAAAACAAAACUUUAUGAAGAGCUACCCCAAGUACAACAAGCGAACGGCUUUUCGAGAUGAAGAAGAAAGACGAUAUUUCGAGGAGAAGCGGUUGGAAAGAAAACGUUUCCAAGAAGAGUGGGAUAGAGAAAACGAGCAGAUCUCUUCCGGUUCAGAUGACAUCGAAGACGACAGCUGGUGUGAACCAGUUCGGAAAAGAAAAAAGCAACCUGCCCGAAAAAUACGAGCGAAAACUUCUUCAUCCGAAAUUUCUUCUCUUGAUGAUGAAAUGAGUGAUGACGAAGUAGACGAGACAAUGAGAAAAGGAAAGGAAUGCCCUCAACAAAGGAAGAAAGAAGAGAAAAAAGAAAAGGGAUGGAACAAAGCAGAAUUGCACAGAUUGAAGUUGACUCUAGCUGCGAUUCGAGUAGUUACUGAUGAUGACUGGGAGAAGGUAGCACGUUCUUUAGGAAACGAUCAUAGUCCGGAGUCAUGCAAACAGGCCGCUAUUAAACGUCUGAAAUGGGAACCACCUUCCGAUAAAGGGGAACCACCUCCAAUCACCUCAGAGAUAAUAACAGCACGGACGGGGACGAUUGCACACCAGCAUCAGACGAAUGAGUAUACGAGAAAAUUCAUGAUGGGAGCUGGAGAACAGGGCGACGACUUCUUCAGGCAGAAUGACGUUAGCCUAAGUGAGAGCAUACCAAACGUGACCGAAUUCGGCGCUGACGACUCGCUACUGGAGGUUCUACGCACUCCUGUAGAUGUGGCUAUUCAAAGAAAGGGUCCUAAACGCGGUCAAUUUUUUCCUGAACCUAUCGACGAUGACACUCCAAUAAGGAGAAGAAGCAGUUGCGUUUUAAUGGCUACACCAACCAAUUCUGCUCAACGUGAACGUCAGGAUCGAUAUCUUCAUCAUAUCAUGCAUAAAGGCCACUAUCGCAAUGACAUUUCUAGAAUGAACCACACACGAAAUACGACUCGUACUGAUACGUUUCGAGAUUAUCCGGGCACGAAUAAGAUGAAUACGUUUGCGAGCUUACACGAAGAUCUCGAAGAUGUCGCAAAAAUGACGAGGAAGGCGACACGAAAGAGAAAUGAGGAAUUGGAUGAAAAUUCAGACAUGGAAUUAGAGCUGGACGAGAAUCAUUUUGACGACAGCGGAGAUUUCGAAGUUUUUCGAAAUGAUUAA